CUUCAGGAUAGUUUGUUAUGUUUUUGUUUGAUCGUUUCUACUAAAAAGGUUCAUUUUCAUUUGUUCUUUUGGUCGUGGCGGUAGCACGAACAGAUAGUUAUAUUAUACGGCUGGUGCCUGCAUGUAAAAUAGAAACUAAUUUGUAAAGGAUAUAAACGUUAUACCGCGCGGUUGAAACUUUUUUUUUUUGCACACAAAGAAGCAAGUUUUGCACAUAGUUUUGACGAAGUUUAUCAUUUUGUGAAGUGAAUUUCAAACACUUUUUUUUCCUGUUGCUGUUACUUCAAUCAGAAUUUGAUAGAUUUAUUAUCGAUGUAACAAUUGACCGGUUCCAUAAAAGAUUAUAAUUAAAAAUUGGAAUUAAAUUCGUGUGAAAAUGAAUGUUCAAGUUGUGCGGUAGAAAAAAAAUUGUCUUUCCGUGUACUUAAAACGAGACAAAAUCUUCUCGAAAGCGAAAAGUAAAAAUAAAAAAUUUGAACAAAACGAGAAAAUAAAUUCAAAUACAAGUUGAUUAAUUUAAAUUGCCGUUGUAGGCUGAUAAACAGAUUCACGUGCGAGCAAACCAAUUAAGAUCUCAUCAUCCAACUUAAAAUCUUGGUGCUGAACAAUGCAAUCGACUGACCCAGGAGGACCCGGUUCGCAGACAGAUCCCAACAACAAAGGGUCGUCAUGGCAAGCUGCAAAGUCAUGGAUGAUACGAUGGAGAGGAUCCAGACGUCUGGUCCUAGUCAUUGUGGCUAUUGCUUUGCUGCUCGACAAUAUGCUAUUGACCGUCGUCGUUCCAAUCAUCCCAGAGUUCCUGUACGACAUAAACCAUCCAGACGCACCAUUAGAUAGUUUUCCCAGAACACCAUUGACGACACCAUCGCCAUUAAGUUCAAGACCGACUGAUGGCAUGGAGACCACAACUUUAUCAGCAGAGAACGCGAGUUAUUAUGCUGAACUGGAGGAACGACAUAAAGAAUUGGUUGGUGAAACGGUCGAAGUUGGACUUAUGUUUGCAUCCAAGGCAUUCGUUCAACUUUUAGCUAAUCCAAUAGUCGGACCCUUGACCCACAAGAUUGGCUACAGUAUUCCAAUGUUUGCUGGCUUUAUCAUUAUGUUCAUGUCCACCAUAAUUUUCGCUUUCGGCCGUUCAUAUUGGGUCCUAUUCGUUGCUCGAGCACUCCAAGGUAUUGGUUCCUCAUGUUCAUCCGUAUCCGGUAUGGGUAUGUUAGCUGACCGUUACACAGACGACAAAGAACGAGGCAAUGCAAUGGGUAUCGCUUUGGGCGGUUUAGCCUUAGGUGUUCUGAUCGGUCCGCCAUUCGGUGGAAUUAUGUAUGAAUUUGUUGGCAAAUCAGCACCUUUCCUCAUAUUAUCUGCCCUAGCUCUUGGCGAUGGUGUCCUACAACUGUUUAUGCUUCAACCAUCCAUCGUUGUCCAAGAAUCCGAACCACCAUCAUUGAAAGCCUUAGUAUGCGAUCCAUACAUUUUAAUUGCUGCUGGUGCCAUAACAUUUGCCAAUAUGGGCAUUGCGAUGCUGGAACCUUCCUUACCGAUCUGGAUGAUGGACAAUAUGGGCUCAAGUCGUUGGGAACAAGGAGUCACCUUUUUACCGGCCUCAAUUAGUUACUUGAUUGGAACGAAUUUAUUUGGGCCGCUCGGGCACAAAAUUGGACGAUGGCUGGCUGCACUGUUAGGUUUAGUUAUAAUUGGGCUGUGCUUGUUGCUGAUUCCAAUGGCCACAUCCAUCUAUCAUCUGAUCAUACCGAAUGCUGGCCUGGGCUUUGCCAUUGGUAUGGUUGAUUCGUGCAUGAUGCCGGAAUUGGGAUAUUUAGUAGACAUUCGACAUUCAGCUGUUUAUGGCAGUGUGUAUGCACUCGGUGACGUCGCUUUUUGUCUGGGCUUUGCUAUUGGUCCAGCGUUAAGUGGAACUUUGGUAAACAGCAUUGGUUUCGAGUGGAUGUUGGUUGGAAUUGCAGUUCUAUGUUUUUUGUAUGCCCCGCUAUUGACAAUGCUACGAGCACCACCGACAAAAGAGGAAAAGAAGUCACUCAUUAUUGGCGAACGGUCAUCGGUUCGAUACGUCACCUACCAAAACGAGGAGGAAGACGAAUAACACACAUACAUCAACGAUAUAACCAACAAAUUCUUUAUUUUGUACAACGUUUCCACAGAAUUCAACUAUAUCAAAGCGUCUUGCUCCAUUUAUAAAAAGGCAUUUUAGACGAACGAAAAACAUAAAAGUUUUUUUUUUGUUAGAAAAAGCGUAAUGUGAUUGAACAACACCACACCCAGAGAACAUAUGUGUGAAAAUCACGCAUUUUAUUUCAGGUUAAAAUAGAUUUUUUUUUCGAGAAAUUUAUUUCAUUGAAUGAAAAAUUGAAAUUGAAAAAUUUAUUAUUAAUGAUGAAGAACCAAGAAACAAUAAAAACAUUUUUUUAGGCAUGUAAAUCGAAUAAGAAAUGAAUUUUAACAAAAUUUUGUUGGAUAUUAAAGUCUAUAUAAAUGGAAAUCUGUUUGACAAUAUUUUUUUAAAACCAAAAUUCUAUACUUUAACUCUGACCUACAACUAUAUUUACACUCUACAUUAUACUAUAACCUACAAAAAACAUUCUUAUGAUCUCAACUAUUGAAUGAUUCGAUUCAGAAGAAAUAAAAUGACCAAUUGAGAACAAUAAAAAAUAUUUUACCAAAAAAUUUUAAACUUAACUUUUUUCACUUGUUAACAAUGUUGCACAAAAAAGAUGGGAAAUAUUUUUGAAAAUAAAAACCAACAGAACCAAUUUUUGACCUACAACCAUUCUCAUAAAGAAAUGGAAAACAUUUUUUGAACUUCAAUGCAAGAAAAUAUGUAGCGCCUGCUAAAGUAUAUAAACUCGUUAAAAAACAACGUUAGUGCUAUGACACAAUACAUAAGUCAUAAAUACCAGCAAAACAAAAAGUCGUAAAGUAAAAUUAUGAUUUUUUUGGAAGUAGAAAGCAUAAUAAUUACUCCCUGCAAACACAUUUCGUCAAUCGUUUCAAUUGGAUUUUUUACACUCAAUUUUAGUUAACACACUGCAGGACAUAGAUUUAAAGGAUGAUCAUUGAUUUAUGUAUCCGUGAACGGUCUGAGGUUCUCGGGGCUCUGGUCCUUGGACUUCUUUCCUCUUACCAUAUUAAUUUUAAAAUUUAUCGUCAAAUGAUUUAUUACAACAUGAUGAUUCCGAAUUAAUCCAGUGCAAACUAGCACAUGACACAUUAAAAGAUUAGUUUUUUAUGCAUGAAUUACGAUGAAUUAGUUAAUAAUUUAAUAAAAAUAUUGAGGAUUAUAGCCACAAUGGAUCCGAACAUUCAUCCGAGUAGUUUAAAUCAGUUAAAAUUCGAUUGAAAUGGAAAACCAAUUGAGAGUAGAAAUUGUGACGUGGGAAACCGAUUCUAAAAAAUUAAAUUGACUCAAUGAAACAUUUUCCAAAUAUCACACUCAAACAGAGAAUCUGUUCUCAACAAAUCCAUUCAACUUCAACUUCAUAUUGCUUCGAUUGAUACCACACAAUAUUUUGUUCAAUAAAAAUAAAAUUCCAAUUGAAACGGAGAAUAAAGCAUUUUCGUAGAACGUUAAUCUGAACAAUUUCUAAGAAAUAAAAUUUCGCAGAAACACAACAGAAAUAUUCUCGACAUAAAAAUGCCCAAAGUUAAGCCUAAAAAUCUACCCAAGUUAUGAACGAGUUACGGAACAGAAAAUGAUUUAGUAAAUUGUUAAGAUUUUGUUUCUUUGUUCAAAUUUUAUUCCGAAUUCCGCAUAUCGAUUUAACUAAGUUAAAAGAAAAUAGAAAAGUCUGCGUCUGCAGUAGUAGAAUUCCAUUAAAAAUUUAUAUUUCAAAGUUCCAAAAUAAUUUAACCUGCUGCUUAAUAAUAUGGAUAUCAGAAUAGAAAUAUCUGACAAAAAGCUUAUGGAAAUUAGAGAAAAUAUAUUUUAUUAUAACGAAAAAGAAAAGAAUGAAAAACCACAAAAAAAAGUUGUGUAGCUGAGUAUGUGUGUAGUCUUAGGACUCGAAAAACUUAUCAAUGACUUCAUAGUUUCAACGUUAAAAAAUAAAUGUUCCUUUCUACCGAUAUAAAUGCAAACAGAAUCAGCCACUCUACAGUAUCGUUCCACAAGUCAUAGUAUGUCUCUACGGAAUCGUGUGAAGAAAAGUUCGACGGAGGAGAUUAAGAUAUUUAAAUCAUCGUAAAAGGGAGUCUAGCUGCAAACGAAAAAGAACCAGAAAUGACUGAAGAUUUUGAUAGAAACACUUCUUGUAUUAUUCAUCUUCCAAUCUCAGUCUCAGUUCUUUUCAAGAUUAGAGAAAAAAAAUUAACUUUCCUUUUAGUCAACCAAAAGUUUCCAAAAGCAUCACGGGAAAACUUUUUUAAGUUGUAAAAUAUCAAAUUUGUAUACCAGGAUACCGGUCUAAAAACAUGUCAUUUGAACAUGCUAUACAAACGAAUUGUAGCAUUUUAUCGUCGAAACUCACUGCCUGUGAGACAUAAUGGUCUUGAAACAUGGUCUAUUGGAACCGAUAAAAUGAAAAGCACGAACUCAUGGGUCUCGAAUAAAUUUGAAUUGAUAUCGGUAGAUUGUGCUGAAACAUUCAAGUGGAAUAAACUGUUGAAUUUUGAAUGGCUGCAAAAUUCAUAUUCGGUUAGUUAUUGCGAUGAAUAAUAUACGUUCCACAUUUAAUUUUCUGCAUUCCAUUUAUAAACCAUAAAAUGUUGUUACAUUUAACACAAUUUUAUGUAGAUUUGACAUGGGUUUCGAGUCACAAAAUAUUUAUAACAAUGCAAAUAUACUGAUGUCUAACCGUAGUCUCUGCGUAUAAUCAAUAAACAAAUAAAAAUUAGCAAAAAAAAGAGUUUUCGAUGUCAUGUCAUGUAUAAAGAAGAAAAUAAUUUUAGUUUUUAGUUUUCUGUUUUGCUUAAUAGAACAAAAAAAACCAUUUUCAUUAAAAUAUACUGUAAAACUAGAGCUUCUUGAAAAAGAAAGUAUAUUUGAUUGUGUUUAAGGGCAAUAUAAAUGGAAAUAUUUGUAUAGAAAAAACGACAAAAAAUGUUUCAUUGUGAAAUUUGAUUAGAAUAAUUUUACGUUAGAUAUAUUCGCCAGAAAAUUCUUUCAAAAAAUUAUUUAAUUUAAAAUUUCUAAAACCGAAACAAAAAUUGGAACCAAAAAAAUAUUCAAUAAUUUCGUUUGCUUACCAAAAAAAGAUUUAAACAGAAACCAAAAAAUUAUUGAGAAUUGCUGACUCAAUCAAAAAAAGCGCGUUGUACAGGGAUAACAGCUGGCGGUAGCAAAGGUUUUAAUAGAGAAAGGUGAAAUAAAAUGAUAUGAUUAAAAUAUUGAUAAAAAAAACAAAACUCUUGUACAGUAUAUUUAAACAAAUUAAUUUAAUUUUUGUUGAAUCAAAAAAAAAGAUAAAAACUUUUCAUUUUCGAAGUUCUUUUUUCUAAACUUUAUUCAUUUCAUAUAUAUCAAACGUUCGGAUUGUUUUUUAAACAAGUCCGGUCAGUUAUUGUGAAUUCGACAAUAACCCAAAUUCAAUAACAUUUAACAUCAUUGCAAUUAAUGAUGAUAUAUAAUUUGUUUGGAUUUUGAACAACCCAACGAAAAAAAUAAUAACCAAAAAAGAAAAUAAAUCAAAAUCUAAGUUGUUAACAUUUUGGUUGAAUACAAAAAAAAAAUUAAAAAUUAAAUUUAAUAAAAAAUUUUAAUUUCAUUUUCAAUGCUUUACAAAGUGAUGAUAUUUAUAACAAAAAAAAAAUCAUUUUAAAGCUGGUACGGGGUCAAAACAAUGGAAUUUAACACACAAAAAACAACCAAAAAUUGUAAUUCAACAUAAUUUUUAGAGUGUUUGUGUAAAAUAUUUAAAAAUAAUAAGUAUAUUUGUAGCCUAACAAUUCUUUGUCGUUAUGAAAUAGAGAAAAAAGCAAAUAAAUUAAAAUAAAAAAAAUUAAAAAAAUAAAAACAUAUUUAAUUAGAUCCCUUUUCUGCAUAUAGGUACAACAACAAAAUAAAAAUCCAUAUUGUUUAUAUAAAUGUUAUAUUUGCAUUAGAUUGAUUAUAAUAAAUAAAAAAAAAAAUUAAAACUAAAUGAAUCAAAAUAUUAGCUUUAUUAAAAGUUAAAAUAAAAAAAAAGAAUCUCUAACAAGACAUUAUGCAUAUAAUACAGAAACUAUAAAUUAAUAUGAAUGUUUAGAACACACACUAUAUAUUUACACACCUAAUUAGCAAAAAAAAGAAAACAAACAGAUUAAACAAAAUACUUAUGACAAAAAAAUAAAACAUAACUACGAGUAUAACAUCAAUGUUUUAGCUUUGGCCAAAUUAUUAAA
Messenger RNA from Bradysia coprophila, 6333 nucleotides. RefSeq names its product Vesicular monoamine transporter (gene Vmat). NCBI's taxonomy places the organism in Eukaryota, Metazoa, Arthropoda, Insecta, Diptera, Sciaridae. Gene Ontology annotation, molecular function: serotonin:sodium:chloride symporter activity; xenobiotic transmembrane transporter activity. Gene Ontology annotation, biological process: aminergic neurotransmitter loading into synaptic vesicle; transmembrane transport; xenobiotic transport. The record is from RefSeq and is a predicted model, not a curated record. Gene Ontology annotation, cellular component: synaptic vesicle membrane; terminal bouton.